CUUCCCCGAUAGCAAAAUAUUUGGAACCCUAGCUAGAGCCUAGAAGUCGCUCUUGUCAGUAUAUCACCAUGGACGAAUCCGCCAUCAAAGGUCUGAAAGUGUUUGGUGCAGACGCUCCAAAACCCCGCAUUUUGACGACGGUUUCCGUUGAGGGAUAUGACACUUCGCUUCCAAAGUAUCUUGCCGAGCUCUCGUUGAGAAAACUUUUCUCUUCAUGUGGAGAGAUUUUAUUUUGUCAUGUUUCCAGACACUAUGAUAGGGGUAUCCUCGUCAAGAGUGUUGCCUUCGUGAGGUUCGAGGGAGGAGCUCCCGAAGAAAAGGCGUUGAAACUUAAUGGAACUGACGUGGGAGGAUGGACUCCAAUCGUUAAGCCUGCAACCUGGGAUCUUCCUUCUUCUUUUGACGGCGUUACCCGAAAAGUUCAUUAUUGAUUGACGGCGUUAAGAUAUAAUAAAACGUGGCUUUGACGCUCAAUAAAACUUACAAUAUUACCAAAAAAGCCCUUUUAGUAUUGUGAUUUGCAAAUACAGUAACGUUUUUUGUCUCCCAUCCAAAACAUAUUGGUGGCAAGAGACUAUUUUUUAUGAAUAAAUCUUAAUUCAGCUUUAAUACA
This is a messenger RNA of Camelina sativa (false flax), 613 nucleotides long. Its product is annotated as nucleolin 2-like. Gene Ontology annotation, molecular function: RNA binding. NCBI's taxonomy places the organism in Eukaryota, Viridiplantae, Streptophyta, Magnoliopsida, Brassicales, Brassicaceae. The record is from RefSeq and is a predicted model, not a curated record.